Molecule: messenger RNA, 1620 nt
Organism: Hevea brasiliensis (rubber tree)
Lineage: Eukaryota; Viridiplantae; Streptophyta; Magnoliopsida; Malpighiales; Euphorbiaceae
Product: probable protein phosphatase 2C 44
Exons: 5
Coding region: 171-1049 (292 amino acids)
Biological process (GO): protein dephosphorylation
Cellular component (GO): cytosol; nucleus
Molecular function (GO): protein serine/threonine phosphatase activity
Source: RefSeq, a predicted model, not a curated record
GAAUUUUAAUAAGAAAAUUCAAAAAAAUGUAACAAAAUAAGAUUGGUAAACGCUCCUUUCUCUUCCUUCUUCUCUUCCUCUUCCUCUGUUUUCUGCCUUUCCUCAACUCAAUACAAAAGAAGAGAAACUGAGUUUUUUGCCUUAUAUGUGUGAAAUUGGAAGACAAUACUAUGAGUAGGCACUCAGUUGCAGGUGCUUCUCGCACUUCCUUCUUUCAAAUGAUCAAGAAUCCAUGCCUCAAUCCAUCUUCCUCUGACUCUGGAAAAGGGAGAAGUAAAUCGUCAAGUAAAAAGAUGUCUCAUGGGUUUCAGUUGGUGGAAGGAAAAUCCGGCCAUGAUAUGGAAGACUAUCAUGUCGCUGAGUAUCGUAAAAUCAAGAAUCACGAGCUUGGAUUAUUCGCUAUCUUUGAUGGUCAUCUUGGGGAUCGAGUUCCUAGUUAUUUGAAAGACAAACUUUUCCUCAACAUACUUGAAGAGUCCAAUUUCUGGAUUGACCCUAAAAUCGCAAUUAAGAAUGCAUAUAGAAACACUGAUAAGUUUAUAUUGGAGAAUUCAAUGCAAUUGGGUCCUGGUGGCUCUACUGCUGUUACUGCUAUUGUCAUUGAUGGCAAAGACUUAUGGGUCGCCAAUAUUGGUGAUUCUAGAGCUGUUGUCUGUGAGAGAGGCUGUGCCAAUCAGCUUACUGUGGACCAUGAACCGUACACAGAACGGAAAAGGAUUGAGAAGCAGGGUGGCUUCGUCACAACUCUUCCAGGAGAUGUGCCUAGGGUUAAUGGCCAACUUGCAGUUGCCCGAGCUUUUGGAGAUCAAAGUCUUAAAGCCCAUUUAAGUUCAGAGCCUGAUGUAAGACAUGUGCCCAUAGACUCAACUAUAGAGUUUGUUAUAUUGGCCAGUGAUGGUUUAUGGAAGCAGGUCAUGCAGAAUCAAGAGGCAGUUGAUUUGGUGAAACCCAUCAAGGAUCCACAAGCUGCUGCCAAGCGCUUAACGACUGAGGCAUUGGCAAGAAAGAGUAAGGAUGAUAUAUCAUGCAUUGUGAUCCGUUUUGGUUGAGUAUACUUAAAUAGCACAUUGCUAUUACCAAAGUGAAUGACCAUGGUUAGUGUCGUCCCUUUCAAUUAUGAGCUGGUUGGGUGUGUUUAAAGCUGGAAAUAGGGGACUAUAUGUGGGUCUCAGAGCUUUGAUUUGUGUAGUUUUUUUGUUAGAAAUUUUCAUGCUAGAGCAAAGUUGAGAUGGAAGUGAUGAAGCAUUUUAUAUUUGACCAAGGGAAGAGAUACCCUCAUUAAUCCAUGGCUGAUGGGCCAUCUCCUUACACAGGUGUGUCGAUAUAGAUGAUAACUGGGUUGGAGUGCAGAUAAUGGGGUUAAUUCUUUCAUUGGACAAAUUUUAGGGUUUAGAUUCUAAUUGUGUGUAUAGUUUGUGGGCAUAAUACGGUAUUAUUACUCUCUCUGUCUCUUGUAAUAUAUGUAGUGGUGGUUGUCUUGUCUUGUGGUUAUGCAUAGGCUGUGUCAUUAAGUGCUUGCUAGUUGCUACUUGGCUAGUGCAGUCUUGUUAUUUCACCUCUUGGGGUUUUAUAGUAACGCCAUUAAAUAAAAUGAUGCAUGCUUGCAUGGCAUUUGACUUA